Parasteatoda tepidariorum (common house spider) is the source of this 1212-nucleotide messenger RNA. Its product is annotated as putative glutamate receptor. Gene Ontology annotation, molecular function: ligand-gated monoatomic ion channel activity. Gene Ontology annotation, cellular component: membrane. Lineage: Eukaryota; Metazoa; Arthropoda; Arachnida; Araneae; Theridiidae. The record is from RefSeq and is a predicted model, not a curated record.
AUGGUGUGGAGAUUCCCUUCUGGUGUCAUAGUGUCAGUGGUUCCUGUACCACGAGUUGUUGAAAUUAACAGAAUCGAGGAUGGUCGUGUUCAUUUGCAUGGUUCAGAUGGAAAGUUUUUAAACAUUCUAGCACAAGCUUUGAAAUUUAAAUACAACGUUAAAAUACCACCUGACAGAGAAUGGGGUCGAAUGACCGAUGAUGGGAACUGGACUGGUAUGAUAGGACAAGUAUUUAGAGGAGAGGCAGACUUUACGUUAUGGACUUCGGUUACGAAAGAACGUUCAGAAGCAGUCGAUUUUAGCGAGCCCUAUGACGUGGAUGACUUAACUUAUGUUACUACGUUGCCAGAAAAUUUACCUAAAGCUUAUGCUUUCUUCCAUCCUUUUGAUCGAAUCACAUGGUGUUGCCUCAUAUUUCUCAUUUUAAUGAUCCCAUUUUUUUUCUGGUUGCUAUCUUCUUCUGGCCCAUCAUACUUUGAGCGUCUAUUGUAUCUAUACGGGACGAUUGUGCAUCAGCCUUUAAAUGAUGAACAUUUUUACCAAAAAACUCUUCUUGUAUUUUGGUGGAUUACUUCUAUAGUUUUAUCAGUCAGUUACUCAGGAGCUCUUUUAUCCUUUUUAAGCAUCCCUCUGCAAGAAACUCCCAUAAGAAACUUUCAAGAAUUAUCCAUGGCUGUAUCCAAAAACCAAUACAGGUGCCUUGAUGUUAACGGAACUGCCUUUGUUCCAGGUUUACUUGCAAGCAAGCGAGAAGAUCUCGUACAUUUAGCUGAUACAAUUAUAAGAAACAAUUGGUUUUUAACAUAUCCCGAAUCACAAACAGAAACUUAUUUUGAUGGUCGAACAGCACACUUGGGUAGUAGAAUAUUUUUAUAUUUCAGAUUUGGAAAGGCUCCUUUUACAAGGAAGUAUGUAUCUGAAGAUACAGCUUAUUCUUAUGAAAUGGCAUUGGGUGUGAGAAAAAAUUUUUGCUGCAAGGAUGAGCUUGAUGCUGCUAUUGUUAAGAUUAAGUACGCUGGUAUAUAUCAAAAACUUAUAGAAGAUGAACUGUAUCAAUCUUGGUUUAAAUAUAUAAAAAAUUUAACGAUACCGGAAACUAACCAUCCAUUGUCUGUACAGGAUUUAUCAGGAGCACUGAUUAUUUUUGCUUUUGGAUGUAUUCUAUCAAUUGUAGCAUUCAUUGGAGAAUGCUGUUUCUAUAAGAAAAAAUGA